AAGCCCGAGUCGCUAGCGUUGUGCUCUCGUAGGCGGAGGGAGGAGCGUACAACAUGGCCGGGCUGGAGCUGCUCUCCGAUCAGGGUUACCGGAUAGACGGUCGGCGCGCGGGGGAGCUGCGCAAGAUCCAAGCGCGUAUGGGUGUGUUUGCACAGGCUGACGGCUCGGCUUACAUCGAGCAGGGCAAUACCAAGGCGUUGGCGGUAGUCUACGGGCCUCACGAGAUCCGAGGCUCCCGGUCUCGAGCCUUGCCUGACCGGGCCCUAGUGAACUGUCAGUAUAGUUCAGCAACCUUCAGCACAGGUGAGCGCAAGCGAAGGCCCCAUGGGGACCGGAAGUCUUGUGAGAUGGGGCUGCAAUUACGCCAGACCUUCGAGGCAGCCAUCCUCACACAGCUGCACCCACGCUCUCAGAUUGACAUCUAUGUGCAGGUGUUGCAAGCAGAUGGUGGAACCUAUGCAGCAUGCGUGAAUGCAGCUACGCUAGCAGUGAUGGAUGCUGGGAUACCCAUGCGGGACUUUGUAUGUGCCUGUUCAGCUGGCUUUGUUGAUGGCACAGCCCUAGCGGACCUCAGCCACGUGGAGGAAGCAGCUGGAGGGCCCCAGCUAGCCCUGGCCCUGCUUCCUGCCUCGGGCCAGAUUGCACUGCUUGAGAUGGAUUCGAGGCUACAUGAAGACCACUUGGAACAAGUGCUGGAGGCUGCUGCCCAGGCAGCCCGAGACGUGCACACUCUGCUGGAUCGUGUAGUCCGGCAGCAUGUGCAGGAGGCCUCUAUCUUACUGGGGGACUGAGUGCCAACAACCCCAUCCAGAAUAAAAGCCUGUUCCUCUGCUGAACGCACCUUACUGUACAGCCCUUCAGAAGAGCUCAGAGCCCCGCAGAGCAGAGUGUGCACUGCUGUCUCUAAGUGCUAGGACGAGCAAGAGUGCCCAAGCCCUCACACUAAGGGAUGUGUAUGUUCACACAGCCCAUCUGGGACCUGAGCACCAGGCUGAGGUGGAACGUGACUGGCCGUGGUUGCCCAUCAUAGAGACAGAAGGCUAGACUAAUGCAGCAGUUUUUGACAUGUCGGUUUCAACCCCUUUGGUGGUCAAAUAUCAGAUAUCUACAUUACAGAUCAUAACUAGCAAAAUUUUGGUUAUGAAGUAGCAACGAAAUAAUUUUAUGGUUGGGGGUCAUCAUAACAUGAGGAACUGUAUUAAAGGGCUGAAGCAUUAGGAAGGCUGAGAACCACUGGCCUGAUGUCUCCUUUCGUCAGGAAUCUCCUUGGGCCUUUUCUGCCACUUACCUUGGACUCUGAAAGGUUAACAAGCCCUUUCUGCCUCUUUGGCAACUGUCCUUAGCUGUGACCCUUACCUCUGCACCCUUCUAGAUAAACUGCCUUCAUUCACCCCUCCAUCCUCUGACCACUAACUGAUCCACCAUGCCGAUGCCUCGUGGGUGGACAAAGACGAUAUGCUUUCCAGUUUGUAGUCCACUCCCUUCCCUGUGGCCAGUGGUAGUAUACCAUCUUUCCAGUACCCUUAUUUGACUUUAAUGACCUUGAUGCUGGAUCCACCUUAGGUGAGCCCACUGUCGUCCUCCCCCCCACCCCACCCCCAGACGGUUUCUCUGUAGUUUUGGAGCCUAUCCUGGAACUCGCUCUGUAGACCAGGCUGGCCUCGAACUCACAGAGAUCCCCCUGCCUCUGCUUCCCGAGUGCUGGGAUUGAAGGCAUGUGCCACCAUUGCCCGGCAAACCAUAGGACUGGUUCGAAGCCUGACAGUUCACGUGGGGCCCUUCUGUCAUAG
This is a messenger RNA of Chionomys nivalis (European snow vole), 1790 nucleotides long. It is a transcript of the gene Exosc4, whose product is annotated as exosome component 4. The record is from RefSeq and is a predicted model, not a curated record. Gene Ontology annotation, cellular component: cytoplasmic exosome (RNase complex); nucleolus; nuclear exosome (RNase complex). Lineage: Eukaryota; Metazoa; Chordata; Mammalia; Rodentia; Cricetidae. Gene Ontology annotation, biological process: poly(A)-dependent snoRNA 3'-end processing; rRNA catabolic process; nuclear mRNA surveillance. The coding region runs from base 54 to 791 and encodes 245 amino acids. The transcript is spliced from 3 exons.